This is a messenger RNA of Acanthocheilonema viteae, 5511 nucleotides long. Lineage: Eukaryota; Metazoa; Nematoda; Chromadorea; Rhabditida; Onchocercidae. The record is from the annotation of a GenBank genome assembly.
AUGACAGCAAGCGUUAUUGGACGACUCGUCAACGCUAUUCAUUUAAAUGCAACACCUCCAAAAUCAAAUUCUUUACUUGUAUUCGUCUGCAAAUUAGCUUCAUCACAUACAAACAAUCCCGCAAUACAUGGUUUCAUAAUUGGUGAUGAACCGAUUGCUUUAUUUCGAUCGGAACUUGAAAAACUACAACACAUAUUACAUUUUCCCGAGGAAUUGGCCUUUCAGUUAUCAGCAACUGAAUAUCAAUUAUUUUAUGAAAUGCAACCGAUGGACUAUGUUUAUUAUGUGAGCUGCGAUCUAACUUCAAUAGCAGUUGCAGACAAUCCAAGUCCAAUUCGAAAUCUCGUUAAACGCUUGUCUGAGAUAUAUAAGUUCAUGGAUAACUCAUCUUAUAGUAAGUAUGCCAACAUCUGGGGAACGGAAAACAAUUCUUACUUUCAUCUUUCGAAUGAUCGAUGUGUGCUGGAACAUUGGUUUUCAUAUUUAGGUAAUUUUAAUGCAGCAGUUGAAAUUUUGAUGGGAUUAAAAAGUGAAAAAUUACGGUCAUUUUGGUUAUUAUUAAAACCUGAGGAGAAGAAAAAAUAUGAACAGCUUUGUGAAACCCUUUUGCCCAGCAAUCAAGCGGCUUUAUCCACAGCUUAUCGAGAAGCGAUUCACAGAGCUUUACGGAUGCCACAAUGCAGAGUGAUUCCUUUUUUUGGUGUCUUCUUGCGUGACUUAUAUGCGAUAGUAAAUGAUAUGCCAAGCGUUCUGUUGACUGAUGAUGAAGAUGAUAACGACAAACUUGAGUUUAUGAAUGAACAAAGUGAUGAGGGUCAUUAUGCGUCCGAAACUGGUGUUAGUGGUUUGUUAAAUGCUGAUAAGAUCAGUCUGGUGGCUGUGGUACUUGGUAAUUUGGAAUUAUUUUAUCGCCAUUAUAAGAAUAUAUCCAACUUUGUUGCGGAUCCUACUAGGCCAAGUAUUGGAAAAGAAAAUCCAAAACCCAAGGGUUACGAUCCAGUACAACCGAUAAAAGGUGUUGUGAGAAAUAUUACUUUGGUACCUUUGGAUACGAAUCGCUUUGAUUUGGAUGUAAUCCAGCGGCUUCAUCAUGGUACCACAGUCAUUCGGUAUGAUCCGGAUACAGGUCGCAGCACACUUUGCAUGCUGAAAUUGGAUGCCAGUUGUGGUUUAUUGUCAUGGCGUAAAGUUGGUUAUUUGAGAACGAAGGAAAUGAGAGAUAAAGAUGCACAUAUUCCAUCGGUGUCACGAAUUCAAAGCGGAAAACCACAAAGUAUGACACCGCUAGAAAGUCGCAAUCCCCCUUCAUCACCAAGUUUACGACCAGAUGGAGCUGCCUGUACUACAUUGGAUUGUGGCUUUUUAAAGCUUUUCUAUGUUAAAUCUAUUGAAAAUGUUGCUUCAAACGAUAUCGAUAUUGAGGGCAUUUAUCGACGACAUAGCAACGAAGAAAUGUCUGUGCAAAUGUAUUGUUGGACGAUAAAUUUUGGUUGUUAUUUGUCUGAUAAUGAAUUUUUAUACUUUAUUGCACCAGAAAAAAGUGCCCAUUGCUGGAUAACUGGGCUAACCACUAUUGUAAAUUACUUACUAGAACAACAGAAAUGCGUAGAUCGACGAGUUUUAUGGCUUAGAAAAUUAUAUUUACAACUGUGUACAAAUUACGAACAGGAUAAGAUGAUCGAUGAAGGCAUAACGUCUAGUCCACAUCCUUAUAAAGCUCUUCAGGCUUUUGGUGGCCGAACCGAAGGAUGGAAGGAUUUUGGUUUACAAACUAUUGUUUCAAAACCACUUCAAUCAGGAACGUUUCGCUCUGCAGAAUUUGCGGCGGCAAAAGAUCGUUUAAAACAAAUGACAAGUGCUAUUACUCGACGAAUGAAAUUCGUAAGCCGUAGUAGUGCUCAUUCACAAAGUCCACAACCAUGUACACGAUAUCAGUCACUUCGAAAUCGUAUAGGUGACGAACAGUUCACGAUAUCAGAUCCAAGCACACCAAGAGAGAUAUCGAGAUCAUGUGAUAGUUCUUCAUCAACAGAUACCGCUAGUCUUGACAUCUGAACAAAAGUUUCCGAAGAUGCAAGUUUAAGCUCAAUUAUCUCUAGAGAAUUUUCGGUGUCUUCGAAAUCUUAUGAAGAAGAAUGUUCGGAAAAGCCUGUUACAUUAUUUGAGUUUAUCGAAUUAUAUAAAUUAUUUAAUGCAAACAUGCGAACAGAUCUGAAAGAUAUUUUCAACGAUUUUCUUGUCAUGUGCGGUUGUGACAAUGGAAGUGCAAUUAAGCAUGGAAUCAAUCAAAAGAUUUCACAAAUGGAGUCAACGCUUUCAGAUAUUGAAUUUAUACCAAACGAUAUCCUUACAAGGAAUACUUUUACAACAGCUCAACAUAUUAGUGAAAAGCAACAGAAGGUAUACAAUGCAUUAGCUCGUGCCAGUUUAAACAGUACGGAUCAGACGGAUGAAUGUUCAUUUCUAACUCCCGCAAUGUUGAAACGAUUUAUUGAGAUAUAUCAAAUGGAAAUUGUGGAUAACGAUUAUGCUAAUAAAAUAAUUCAGGAACACGAACCGGAUCCAACUUACCGGAGUAAUCAGCAACUUUCAUUUGAAGGAUUUGUACGCUAUAUGACAGAUUCAACAAAUUAUGCAUUUGUUCCUGAAGCAAUUGAACCCGAUCAGGAUACACUUCAUUAUCCAUUAAACUAUUACUAUAUCUGUUCAAGUCACAAUACUUAUCUCACAGGUCAUCAACUGAAAGGUGAAUCAUCCACUGAAAUGUAUCGCCAGGUGCUAUUAACAGGCUGUCGUUGUGUUGAAUUAGAUUGCUGGGAUGGUGAAAAUGGCUUGCCUCAGAUAUUCCAUGGUCAUACUUUAACGUCCAAAAUUAGUUUUCGUCAAGUGCUUAGUGUCAUCAAAAAGAGUGCCUUCGUUACUAGCAAUUUACCUGUUAUUUUAUCAAUCGAAAAUCAUUGUUCACUUCAGCAACAAGGAAGAAUGGCUCAAAUGUUUAAAAAUUACUUCGGGGAAAAUCUUGUUACAUAUUUUUUGUUCGAAGCUGACUAUAGUAAUUCACCACGACUUCCGUCACCGUGGCAAUUACAGAAUAAAAUUUUAAUUAAAAAUAAGAAAAUGAUCGCAGAACCAAGUGCUGGACUACGGAUGGAUAAAUAUUUUAUCAAAAACGAAGGCGACAUUAUGGAACAGAUAGAUGGAUUCUAUGGAAUAGAUGAAGAUGAUCUUGAAGAAUUUUAUGAUGACCUGGACGACGAAGAAGCAGAUUCGGAAAGCCCGAGGGUAAUGAACUGGUUGUCAAGAGGUACAACACAUGAAUCGUCCAGUGAAGCUGAAGAGGAGCACAAGUAUUCUGUGCCCAAAUUAACGCAUACUAUAAAUGCACUAUUCGACUCGAGAAUAGAUGAUGAAUCAUUGCCAGCUAAUGGAGAAAGAAUGUCGCAGAGGCUCAUUAAGAAGAUACCGGGACCUCCAGUUGCACCUGAAUUAUCAGAUCUGGUGAAUUAUAUGCAGGCUGCCAAAUUUAAGGGUUUUCCAAGAAUGAUCGAUUUUGUUCAUCGACGGGAAGAAUCUGCAAAAUCUUCUGUACUAGAAACAAUUCGAGCAAGCUCUAAUUUAAUAGCAACUCCAACACGACGUUUACGGAAUACUGCAUUAUCCAGUGGGGAAAAUAAAUUAAAAUUUGGAGAAGAAACUCGAUUUUCUGUGACUUCAUCUUCGAGACCCAAUAGUAAUGCAUCAUGCUAUCAAGUUACGUCACUUAAUGAAUCAUCCGCCCGGAAACUUUCAAGGAAACAUCCAUUGGAACUUAUUGCUUAUUCGCGCGAGCAGAUUGUCAGGACGUAUCCUGGCGGUAUGCGCAUUGAUUCUUCCAACUUCAAUCCAGUUCAAUAUUGGGCAUUUGGUUUGCAAAUGGUUGCUUUGAAUUUUCAAACCGCUGACACAGCAAUGGCUGUAAAUGCAGCAAUGUUUGAACAGACAGGGAAUUGUGGAUAUACUUUGAAACCGAGAAUUUUAUGGGACGAUUCCCAUCCACACUACAAUCGUUUUAAUCCGCUCUGCAAAGAUACUACUUCAAUAUCUGCUCUCCUUUAUACAGUUACGAUAAUAUCAGGACAACAUGUUUGUCCAAAUCAAAAUGGUGCUUCAACGUAUGUUGAAGUGGAAAUCAUUGGAAUACCAGCAGACUGUGCCAAAGAGAAGAGUAAAACAGUAUGUCGAAAUUCGGUGAAUUCAAUUUGGAAUCACACUGCAACAUUUCGGAUCGCUUUCGCUUAUUUGGCUUUUUUGCGGAUUUCUAUUUGCGAUAACACAACUGGCAGAUGUUUGGCACAACGAGUAGUUCCUGUGCGUUGUAUUCGGGCAGGAUAUCGUCAUCUUCCGUUACGAACACCCACAAAUGUACCGAUGGAUCAGGGAAUCGUAUUUCUCUAUUCACAUUUUGAACAAGAAGAACAUAUCUAUUUGCAUGACGAAGAUAGUAUUAUCAAUUGUAAUACAGAUCAGCAGUUGCAUCCUCAGAUACUCAAUAUCAAUCCGACGGCAGUGAUAAAAACAGUUCCUAUUCUUAAACGACAAAUUUUCGUACUGCGAAUAUCGGGCUUAUAUAAUGAUAAUACAUCGGUUAUUGUGCAUGCUGAAUUAUUCAGCACAGUUCGAAAUGUCAUAGAAAUGGCACUCACAAAUGCGGGAAAAAACGCUGACACAGCUGAGGAAUAUGUUUUGGUUGAAGUAAACAGCAAUGAAAUAUUGAGUAAUAAUGACGAAUAUCAAAACAUACAAUGUGAACAUCGUAUUUUACCAUCCAAAGAACCGAUAAUGGAUUUUGUAGCAUGUUGGAAUGGUUCCAUGCGACGUUUUAUCAUCAGAAAAAAAGGAACGGCAAGUGGUGUGGGAACACCGUCAUCAUUAAUUCAAUCACCAUCUUGCGCUCAAUCUUCAUCGGACAGAAAAGCAAACAAUCGUUCUUUAGGACAACAUGUUAUGCUUCAUAGAAUAAAAUCUUUGGAUCCGGAUGUUUUCAGCGAAAAGAAAAUUAUAACUGAUUUACGUCCACUAACGCGUACAGUGAGUGGAACUUUUCUGGUGUGUAUUCAUAACGUUAGCCGAAAUCAACCGUACAUUAUUCUUCGGGCGAGUAUUUACAGCACGGCUAAUGAUAUCAUCAAAGAAGUUUUCCUGAAAUCAAAACAAACAAAUGUCAUUGAAUCAGAAUAUGUGCUGGUUGAAGAAACAAUGAAGGAAACAAAUUCAGCUCUAAUUACAUCACUGGAAUCGAACAUUCUUGGUAAUGUAGCAAAACAACCAUCGGAAUAUAAAAGCGUUUCAAUGAGAGUGCUAGCGUUAAAUGAGAUUGUAUGGAAAGCACAAAGUGCAUGGAAAACAUCUGGACGCUUCGUGUUAGAAAGUCGCGAACAUACUAUUCACUCAACAAGAGAAAAAGUAAGAAAUUUAUUACAAGCACUCGAGAAUGCGCGUGUAAAUGCUGGUUCAUUACAAAGAAAAUGUUGA